AUCCGCAAAAAAUGCGCGUUUCUUUUUCCUCCACAACGGUGUUGCACGCUCUUUUCGCAGCUGUCUCGUUUUUGCUCUUCGUGAACACGCGAUAAUCGAAGAGAAUUGUAACGCAUGUAGUGAAAGAAGGAAUCGUGCAAGUGGUGCUCCAACGAAAAAAAAACUCGUGCAACGAAACUUGCAACCCGCAGUGAAGUGUUCACCUGGCGGUAGUGCAGUGGAAAGCCAACCAGCCCAACACCCAACCGGGAGACCACCCCACGGGCGACCGGAACGGAAGCAACCGCACCGAAAGUUCUCCUCCCCCGUGUGUGUGUGUGUGCGCUAGUGCAUCGGCGAGAAGCAUUGCUGUCCAACGGAACGUAGCGGAUUAGAUGCGAAAAUAAUAAUGGCUGCAGGAGAUCAGGACAACUUUCAGCAGCUGAUGGGCUCGCUGCUGUCUACGGACAAUGAAGUUCGUACGCAGGCAGAGGAGGUGUACAGUGGAUUGCCAUGUGAAACAAAGGUGCCGCACCUGCUCGGUACGGUACAGAACCCACAGAUGGCGGAAGAUGCCCGGUUGCUGGCGGCCGUCCUGCUGCGGCGUUUGUUUUCGUCCGAGUUUCACGAAUUUUACGAACCCCUGCCACCGGAAGCGAAGGACCAGCUGAAGCAACAGAUCCUGCUGACGCUGCAGCAGAACGAGUCGGGCAGCAUGCGGCGAAAGAUCUGCGAGAUGGUGGCGGAGGUGGCACGGUGCAUGAUCGACGACGACGGUAACAACCAGUGGCCCGAAUUUUUGCAGUUCCUGUUCCACUGCCACAACAGUGCGAACGUGCAGCUGCAGGAAGCCGCCCUGCGCAUAUUCGCUUCCGUGCCCGGCAUCUUCGGCAACCAGCAGGCCCAACAUUUGCCGCUGAUCAAGCAAAUGUUUAUCAAAUACCUGGAGCCCAACUCGAACCAGGAGGUACGUUUCCAGGCCGUCCGGGCGUACGGUGCGUUUGUGCUGCUGCACGACAAGGAGGAGGACGUGAAGGGCCAGUUUGCUGACCUGUUGCCGCAGGUCAUCAUGAUCACGGCGGAAAGCAUCGAGCUGGGCGAUCCGCAGAACCUGAUGCAGCUGCUGAUCGACAUGGCCGAGGGUGUGCCAAAGUUCUUCCGGCCCCAGCUGGAACCGAUCUUCGAGUUGUGCAUGAAGGUGUUCAGCACGGUCGACAUGGAGGACAACCUGCGCCAUCUCGCGCUGGAGAUGAUGGUGUCGCUGGCAGAGAAUGCUUCGUCGAUGGUGCGCAAACGGGCGGAAAAGUAUGUGGCCGCGCUGGUACCGCUCAUACUGCAGAUGAUGACCGAUCUGGAGGAUGACGACGAGUGGUCCGUGUCGGACAAGAUCGCCGAGGACGACACGGGCGACAACAACGUGAUCGCCGAGUCGGCCCUGGACCGGCUGGCCUGCGGGCUCGGCGGUAAGAUGAUUCUGCCGCACAUCGUAAACAACAUUCCAAACAUGCUGCUCAGCCCGGACUGGAAGCAACGGCAUGCCGCGCUGAUGGCGAUAUCGGCCGCUGGCGAAGGUUGCCAGAAGCAGAUGGAGUCGAUGCUGGAAAACAUUAUGCAGGGUGUGCUGAAGUAUUUGGUCGAUCCGCACCCGCGCGUGCGGUACGCGGCGUGUAACGCGAUCGGCCAGAUGGCGACCGACUUUGCGCCCAUUUUCGAGAAAAAGUUCCACGAGCAGGUCAUACCGGGUUUGCUGAAUCUGCUGGAUGACGUUGAAAAUCCGCGCGUACAGGCGCAUGCCGGUGCGGCGCUGGUUAACUUCAGCGAGGAGUGUCCGAAGAUCAUCCUGACGCGCUACCUGGACGCCAUUAUGGCGAAGCUGGAGAUGAUUCUGACCACCAAGUUUAAGGAGCUGGUCGAGAAGGGUACGAAGCUGGUGCUGGAACAGGUCGUGACGACGAUUGCUUCGGUAGCGGACACGACGGAGAAGGAAUUUGUCGCGUACUACGAUCGGUUGAUGCCGUCGCUGAAGUACAUCAUCAAGAACGGAAGCACGGACGAGCUGAAGCUGCUGCGCGGUAAAACGAUCGAGUGUGUCAGCUUGAUCGGGUUGGCGGUCGGUGCGGAGAAGUUCAUGUCCGACGCGUCGGACGUGAUGGACAUGCUGCUGAAAACACACACCGAAGGUGACCUGCCCGAUGACGACCCGCAAACGUCCUAUCUGAUAUCGGCCUGGGCCCGCAUCUGCAAACUUCUUGGCAAACAGUUCGAACAGUUCCUGCCGCUGGUGAUGGGCCCGGUAAUGCGCACGGCUUCCAUGAAACCGGAGGUGGCACUGCUGGACAACGACGAGAUGCAGGGCGUGGAGAACGAUAGCAACUGGCAGUUUGUGAAUCUGGGCGAGCAGCAAAACUUUGUCAUCCGUACCGCUGGGCUCGAGGACAAGGCGUCCGCCUGCGAGAUGUUGGUGUGCUACGCGCGCGAACUGAAGGAUGGUUUUGCGAAUUACGCCGAGGAGGUCGUACGGUUGAUGGUGCCGAUGUUGAAGUUCUACUUCCACGACGGCGUCCGAACCGCUGCCGCCGAAUCGCUUCCCUACCUGCUCGACUGCGCCAAGAUCAAGGGACCCAAGUAUCUCGAGGGCAUGUGGCUGUACAUCUGUCCGGAGCUGCUGAAGGCGAUCGAUACCGAACCGGAGGCGGACGUGCUGACCGAGCUGCUCCAUUCGCUCGCCCGCUGCAUCGAGACGCUCGGUGCCGCCUGCCUGUCGAACGAAGCGAUGGAGGAGGUGCUCAAGAUUAUCGACAAAUUCAUGAAGCAACACUUUGAAAAGGAAGAGAAACGUGCCCAGGCACGAAAGGAGGAAGACUACGACGACGGGGUGGAGGAGCAGCUGGCCGAGGAGGACGAUGCGGACAUUUAUCUGCUGUCGCGCAUUUCCGACAUUAUCCAUUCGCUGUUCGUCACGUACAAGGAUGCGUUCCUGCCGUCGUUCCAGCGCGUGGUGCCACACUUUGUGAAGCUGCUGCAGGCGACGAACCCGUGGGCGGAUCGGCAAUGGGGAUUGUGCAUAUUCGACGAUCUCAUCGAGUAUACUGGCCCAUUGUGCGUACAGUAUCAGCCCUUCUUCCUGCAGCCCAUGCUCGAGUACAUUAAGGAUGAGCAACCGGAAGUACGACAGGCAGCUGUUUACGGGUGUGGUGUGCUGGGACAGUACGGUGGAGAACAGUUUGCCGUUACCUGUGCCCAGGCCAUCUCGCUGCUGGUGGAAGUCAUCAUGGCCCCGGACAGCCGCGAACCGGAGAAUGUGAACCCGACGGAAAACGCCAUCUCAGCCGUGACGAAGAUAUUGAAGUAUAACAACACAGCGAUCCCCAAUCCGGACGAAAUCAUUGCCCUAUGGUUCACCUGGCUGCCCGUCGGCGAGGACGAAGAUGAAGCUGUGUACGUGUACGGAUAUCUGUGCGAUCUGAUCCAAGCCAACCAUCCGGUCAUACUCGGCGAAAACAAUGGCAACCUACCCCGCAUCGUGUCGAUCAUCGCGUCCUGCUUCUACCGGGAAGCGAUAACGGUCCCACAUCCGGAAGCCGAACGUAUGCUGUCGAUCGUGAAGCAGAUCGAGGGCAAUCCGGACCUAUUCCAGGCGUGCAUUAACACGCUGACCGCCGAACAGAAGGCUGCCCUCGAGGGUGCGUACCGUGCGGCGGCAGCGGCAGCAGCAACGGCGACCACCGCCGUGACGCAGUAAAAACGAGGAACAACGCAUCUUUUUAUAUACCCUCUCUCUCUCUCUCCCUCCACACUUCCUUCCCCCUCCUUCCUGGUUUUCCCCAAUCCGCCGGGGAAAUACGGCGUUUCUGUCUGGAACUAGCAUCAGAUUUAUCAUCAUACAAAUUAUGCAAUAUGUUGUUGCAGUUAUGUUAUCUGUUCUGUUAUCUCACAGCACUCAAACUGGAGGGGAAGCCGUUUGAUAGUUCGGAACUGAAAUGUGUGCACAAGCGCUCGGGUGCAAAUUUCGGCCACCCUAUGUUAAUGAACAUAUAGCAGAACGAUUAUAUCUCACAAAUAAUGGUGUGUUGGACCUAACCGGCCGCUGUGGGUUAUAGUGAGUAAGAAAAGGUAUAUUUUAGUGAACACAUCACUACCACGCAACGCAACGAGCAAACAGAUCACCGAGAUCCACAGGAAACACAUACUUACACUACUCAGCAGUGUUAGCUUCCUCUCACGAUCAAGAUAAAGUUGAGCCACCUCCAUAAUGUUGCUAUCGCUAGCAAAACGAACCUUAAAAGGUGUAAAGAAAGGGUUUCUUGCACAGCCACAGGGAACAGCGUUUGUUUAGAAUAACGACACCAAGUGGGAAAGCUACGGAAUAGUAUCGUAAGAAUUCUAUUCACGCAUUAUUAUUGGCAGUAUGUCGCAGUGAGACGGAAAAUAUAUUCUAAUUACUCAAAACCACGA
Messenger RNA from Anopheles stephensi (Asian malaria mosquito), 4434 nucleotides. It is a transcript of the gene Karybeta3, whose product is annotated as importin-5. The transcript has 5 exons. Lineage: Eukaryota; Metazoa; Arthropoda; Insecta; Diptera; Culicidae. Gene Ontology annotation, molecular function: nuclear import signal receptor activity; small GTPase binding. The record is from RefSeq and is a predicted model, not a curated record. Bases 389 to 3721 code for a protein of 1110 amino acids. Gene Ontology annotation, cellular component: nucleus; cytoplasm. Gene Ontology annotation, biological process: protein import into nucleus.